Plectropomus leopardus (leopard coralgrouper) is the source of this 1827-nucleotide messenger RNA. It is a transcript of the gene heyl, whose product is annotated as hes related family bHLH transcription factor with YRPW motif like. Gene Ontology annotation, biological process: regulation of DNA-templated transcription. Gene Ontology annotation, molecular function: DNA binding; protein dimerization activity. The record is from RefSeq and is a predicted model, not a curated record. Lineage: Eukaryota; Metazoa; Chordata; Actinopteri; Perciformes; Serranidae.
GGGUGACUGUGACAGGGAGAGGGAGCCAAGAGAGAAAUAACAGAGAGAGAGGGAGAGAGAGAGACUGUGAUUGGAUGGCAGUGAUAGAGUACAAGACUAAAGCAGCUUGUGAAUUUUCUUAGUUGUCAUGGGCCCUGGGGGGUCGAUCAAGCGGCACCGCUGACUCACAGACAAGAGGACAGGAGACACAUGAAGAAACAACAACAAAAAACACAAGUGACAAGAAGUAACUAAGGACAACAAGGCUUUUAUAAGUAACAGCGCAAGAGAAACAGAGAGUGAGGGGCACACAGGGUGAGCGCUUCAUCCACACGGGGACACGGUCUUCAGCGUGUUGUCUCCACGCAGCAGAGAGCCGACAGGAUCGCCCAAAUCCAUCAGUCUGUCAUCGAUCCAGUCACUGAGGAAGGGACACAGACAUGAAGAGACCUCACGACUACAGCUCCCCAGACUCGGACACAGAUGAGUUUAUUGACGUGGGACAAGAAGACAGCUAUUGCCCAGUCACCGGGUCCAUGUCUCCUGGCAGCGCCUCGCAGAUUCUGGCCCGAAAGAAGAGAAGAGGGAUCAUAGAGAAGAGGCGCAGAGACCGGAUCAACCACAGCCUGUCAGAGCUCAGGAGGCUGGUGCCCAGUGCUUUUGAGAAACAGGGUUCAUCUAAGCUGGAGAAAGCAGAGAUCCUGCAGAUGACUGUGGACCACCUUAAACUUCUGCAUGCCAUGGGAGGAAAAGGUUACUUUGAUGCGAGGGCUCUGGCAGUUGACUACAGAACCUUGGGCUUUAGGGAGUGUGUUGGAGAGGUGGUGCGGUACCUCAGCUCCCUUGAUGGGGAGUCCCCGGACCCCAUUGGAGCCCGCCUGGUCUCCCACCUUUCCCACUGUGCAAGUGAGCUAGACCCCUUGCUCCUGCAGUCGCCCCCUGCCUCAACCCUGCCCUUUCCUCCCUGGCCGUGGGCAUCCUUUCCUCAGAUCUCCCCCACCUCACCGGCCUCCUCCUCACCUCCAUUCCCCAGUGGGCGAAGGGAUCUGGCUCUGCUAGGGAGCUACCCACCACCCGCCUCCCUCCGCCUCGGCCCCCUGGCUGGCUGCCAACAGGGUGUACCUCCGCUGCUUGCACCCACAGCCCUGGCCACCGUCCACAGGUUGCCCUCCCUUGCAGCAUCCCCGGCCCUAGCCCCUUCCAGACCAAACCAGCCGUCCCCUCACAGCGCCACCAGGGCCUCGCCUCUUCCCCUCCCCACCCCUUCCUCUUCCUCUCCUUCUACCUCCUCCUCCUCUUCUAUUUCAUCAUCUUCCGCCCAGCUGCAAGUCUCUUUCAGGCCAUUCGCACCUCUGGGGUCUCCCACAGCCCAGCGCAGGGGCUUGAGCGGACCGGCCAAGUCGGCCCAGGGAUGGGGGACUGAAAUCGGAGCUUUCUGAGCUCUGGUUUUCCAAAUGAACUCAGUGGACAUGGAGCUCCCAUGUGCACCAUGUAGCAGAUAUGAAACUGUUAAAGAAAUAUUGAAUCUUUUAUGAUUGUCUCUGCCUUUGAGGGACUCUAAAAGCCAUAUCAGACUGUGGGUGAAGUUUCAGAUAAUCCCAAACAAUCAUAUGUAAUGCAACAAUGAAGGAAUGUGAAAAUAAAUUUCAGGAUCUCGCAUGACAAAUACACACAUACACAGUGCCCAACAGAGCCAUACGUAUAUAUGAAACACUCAACCGAGUGUGGUUGAGUCUUUACUGAUCUUUUAACUGUGAUAUUUGUUUCCAAAACAUUUAUACAUUUGAUUACAUUUUCCAAGUCUGAAGAAUGUUUGACAAAAAUCUUUAUAAAGACUAAGUGCCUUUA